Messenger RNA from Lates calcarifer (barramundi perch), 634 nucleotides. RefSeq names its product complement C1q-like protein 2. The record is from RefSeq and is a predicted model, not a curated record. The transcript has 3 exons. Gene Ontology annotation, molecular function: protein binding. Lineage: Eukaryota; Metazoa; Chordata; Actinopteri; Centropomidae. The annotation marks the transcript as partial.
CCCUGUCCGCAGGACGUCCAUGCUUUCCUGAGAGAGUUAACCACCUUAUUGGCUCAGAAUGAAGUCAGACAGGUGGCGUUCUCAGCCUCUCUGUUGGCUGAAGGUUCGGUGACUCUUGGACCCUGUAACACGUUCACUACUCUGAUCUUCAAACGUGUCGUCGCAAACAUUGGAAAUGCCUACAACCCAAACACAGGUAUUUUCACUGCACCUGUGAGAGGAGCUUACCACUUCGAGUUCUACGUAGCUGUGAUUGGAGGUCAAACAGCUGCUGUGUUGGUCAAGAACAAAGAGCGCAUUUUUGCAGUGGCUGAGUAUCAGUCGCCUGGUUUUGGGAGUUCUGCUCAAGGCGCUACACUGGCUCUAGAGGCUGGAGAUGUUGUGUUUGUUCAACUGUGGGUUGACAACAAGAUAUUUGACAAUCAAAGUCACCACACCACCUUCAGUGGUCAUCUGCUGUUCACUAUGUGAGAAGGAAACACUCCCUCUUUGAUAUGAAAGAUAUGAAAAUUAAAAUGUUGAAAAUUAGAAAUUCUUCAUCUGAUCAUGACAGACAAUCAUGGUGUAUGGGUAUCUUUUUCUUUUUUGAUUCAUUUCCCUGUCAUUUGAAUUGAACAAUAAACAUGUCAUUGCA